Messenger RNA from Racocetra fulgida, 197 nucleotides. The record is from the annotation of a GenBank genome assembly. Lineage: Eukaryota; Fungi; Glomeromycota; Glomeromycetes; Diversisporales; Gigasporaceae.
AUUUACCCUGGGCAACUCUUCAACAAAUGUCACAUAAAUUACCAAAUUCAAUCCCCGAUUUUCCUACAUAUGGAUUACUUCCUAAGGAGGAAACUGAAUCUGCAUCAUUUUUGAAAAAACAUCCUGAAUAUGAUGGUCGUGGCAUUACUAUUGCCAUAUUAGACACAGGAGUCGAUCCUGGUGCCGCUGGUUUACAG